AUGCCCGAGUGUGUCAUCCUGCCACAGCCAGACCGGUUAUGGGAGUAUUGCCCAUCGUACGGCGCGGCCAUCACGUUCCUUACCAUCUACUCGUGUACGACACUUGUACAUUUCAUCCAAACCAUUGUGUAUCGAAAGCCAUUUGUCAUGGUUCUUAUCAUGGGUGGCAUCUGGGAGCUGGUCGGGUUCACCUUGCGCGUCUGUUCAAUCCUCGAGCCCGACAAUGGCGGGUUCUACAGUAACAUGGGAAUUCUGGUUCUGCUGGCUCCGCUAUGGAUCAACGCCUUUGUCUACAUGGCACUGGGACGAUUGGUCCAUUUCGCGCUGGUACAUGACACCGUCAUGCGCAUCCGAGCUCGACGCUUGACCUUCAUGUUCGUCACCUUCGACAUCACCGCGUUCAUCAUGCAGGCAUCAGGAGGGAUCAUGGCCGCCAAAAGUGGAGCUGCUUCGACCAAGAGGACGGGGUUCCAUUACAAGCUCUGCAAGCCUGUCAUGUACGACCUGUUCGAUGAGACCAAGCAAUCGCUCGCCUCCAUCAAGCGGAUACUCUUUGGGCUGUACACCGUCCUCACGCUAAUUCUGUGCCGCAACUCGUGGCGCCUUGCGGAAUAUGCAACGGGCGUGGACUCGUCCCUCCGGCUCAACGAAUGGUGGUUCUAUGUGUUCGAUGCCCUUCCCAUGGCUGGAGCAAUGGUGCUGCUGAAUAUCUGCAAUCCAGCACAGGUGUUGACCGGGCCUCGCGCAGACUUCUCAGAGGAGAAGAAGACUCGAAAGCUUGCAAAGAAAGAGCAGAAGAUGGCCAAGCAAGACCAAAGACAAACUGCCCUGUAUGGACGUCUCCCAACGGCAGACCUCUGA
Exophiala xenobiotica is the source of this 861-nucleotide messenger RNA. RefSeq lists its product as uncharacterized. The record is from RefSeq and is a predicted model, not a curated record. The transcript has 2 exons. The coding region runs from base 1 to 861 and encodes 286 amino acids. NCBI's taxonomy places the organism in Eukaryota, Fungi, Ascomycota, Eurotiomycetes, Chaetothyriales, Herpotrichiellaceae. Gene Ontology annotation, cellular component: membrane.